AUGAUAAUUACUGUCUAUGUUUGCUAUAUAAGCUUACUGUCUAUGUUUAGUAUCCAUGAUUACUGUCUGUAUUUACUGUCCAUGUUCACUGUCCAUGUUUACUGUGCAUGUUUACUGUCCAUGUUUACUGUCCAUGUUUGCUGUGCAUGUUUGCUGUGCAUGUUUACUGUGCAUGUUUACUGUCCAUGUUUACUGUACAUGUUUACUGUCCAUGUUUACUGUCCGUGUUUACUGUCCAUGUUUACUGUACAUGUUUACUGUCCAUGUUUACUGUACAUGUUUACUGUCCAUGUUUACUGUACAUGUUUACUGUCCAUGUUUGCUGUGCAUGUUCGCUGUGCAUGUUUACUGUCCAUGUUUACUGUCCAUGUUUGCUGUGCAUGUUUACUGUACAUGUUUGCUGUGCAUGUUUACUGUGCAUGUUUACUGUGCAUGUUUACUGUGCAUGUUUACUGUCCAUGUUUACUGUCUUGUUUCUGGGCUGUCUGUGACAUCAUUGUGUUCUCCUUGUCUACUUUCUGGUUAUUGACCGUGUGUGUUCCGGGGAGUGGAAAAGAGAACAGAACACUGCCUGCAUAA
Messenger RNA from Candidula unifasciata, 579 nucleotides. Lineage: Eukaryota; Metazoa; Mollusca; Gastropoda; Stylommatophora; Geomitridae. The record is from the annotation of a GenBank genome assembly.